Molecule: messenger RNA, 1041 nt
Organism: Rotaria socialis
Lineage: Eukaryota; Metazoa; Rotifera; Eurotatoria; Philodinida; Philodinidae
Source: the annotation of a GenBank genome assembly
AUGUAUUCUCUGCAAUACAGUCAAAAUUUAGAACAGAAGCUCUUUCCGUGGUGGAUACAUAGAGAAUCGAUCAACACAUUGAAAUCCUUAUCACAUCGAAACGAUUCGAAGGGAAUCGUGAUUUGUAUUGGGAAUGGGCACACUCGCCUGGCAUUAGUCGCUUUAGAAGCUCUUCAGUUAAUUGGAAACAAACUUCCUAUCGAAGUGAUGUUCUCCACUUCCAAUGACCUCUCACCAAGUAAUCAAAGACUGUUGGCAUUGCGAUUUCCAGAAAUUCAACUUGCGGAUCUAUCGAGAAUUUUUAACGAUAGCUACUUGAAAUUACGAGAUUGGGAAAUCAAACCGGUUUCAGUAUUGGCAUCACGAUUUCAACACGUUCUUUUAAUGGAUGCUAAUGUUUUGUUUCUGGAAAACCCGACACUUCUCUUUGAAAAUGACUUGUAUCUUCGCACUGGUUCUCUAUUUUUCUACGAUAGACCAGUUUUGUUGCAGAACGUUCGCCAAUGGAUUCGUAGUCUGCCGAUACACCAAACUGGUACUAUUCCUCGUCGAACACAAGAGUCCGGUGUUGUUCUUAUUGAUAAAGGCCGAGUUCUCCUGGGUCUCUUGAGCACAUGCAAACUGAAUGAGCAUGAACAGCGUGAACGAGCCACUUAUAAAUAUCUUCAUGGCGAUAAAGAUGCAUGGUGGCUCGGCUUUCAUCUUGUCGGUAUGGCUUAUUCGUUCAUGCCAACUUUCCCAGCUGCGAUAGGACAGAUUCAACACCGAAAGGUAUGCGGACACAUAUUGCACUUUGAUCAAAAUUAUCAGCCCAUCUGGUGGAACGGUGGAAUGUUUAAAAAUCGUUAUAGGAAUACGUAUGACAUUCUCUCGAUUGAAGGUUGGUUAGAAGAAGGUAGAUGGAUCCUUGAUACCAUUUCGUGUUUAAUCAACAAUCGAAAAAAAGCGAGAUCAUUCAAUCAGCAUCAAGGAUAUCUAAUUGAUAGUUACAUGCAAAUCACCAAACACAUAUUCAAUACCACAUCAGGAAACCAAGGAUAA